Molecule: messenger RNA, 2226 nt
Organism: Olea europaea var. sylvestris
Lineage: Eukaryota; Viridiplantae; Streptophyta; Magnoliopsida; Lamiales; Oleaceae
Product: pentatricopeptide repeat-containing protein At2g15690, mitochondrial
Exons: 1
Coding region: 80-1885 (601 amino acids)
Biological process (GO): RNA modification
Molecular function (GO): RNA binding; protein binding; zinc ion binding
Source: RefSeq, a predicted model, not a curated record
GAUAUGCACACAAGUAUAUUUUGGCUUCCGCGUGGGUUUUAUCACUCUAGGGUUUAAGCUAUAAUUUUGCAGAGCAAAAAUGGCGUCAUCUCUAGUGUCCAUUCGCAGAGCUCGAUUUUCAACCAUUCUCAAUUUCUCAUUCAAUAAGGUACACCCUUCUUUUCCCUUCAUUUAUAAUCUCAAAACCCUAAAACUACGUCCCUCACUCCCCACCCUCAGAACCCUUUCCACGUCGGCUUUCUCAGAGAAUAUGCAGAGGCCAAGCCCUCAACCCUCCGAUCCUUCCUGGAAUUUGAAUCACAACGCUGACAAUCAGUGGAUCCCGCAGAACAAUAAUUUGGGGAAUCCCAAUUCGAACAAUAAUUACAGUACUAAUCCGACGAAUCGGAGCUAUCCGAAUCCUGAAGUUUCUGGCUCGACCCCUAAUUUCCCCCCUCCCCAGAACCAGAACUAUGGACCAGCGAGUGGAAAUGUUAACCAGUGGAAUAACAACAAUCAAAAUCAGCGGUACCCACAAAACCAAAACCCUAACUGGAGCGAGCGUUAUCCUCAACAAGGGGGGUUUCAAAAUCAGGGUUCUCCGCAAAACUUUAGUCAGCGGCAGAAUUAUCCGCAGCCUGGAGGUGGGAAUCAUAAUCAGGGGUAUUUACAUAGGCAAAACCCCAAUCAGUGGGGUUCACAAGAUCAGAAUGCUGUGAAUAGUCGAGUUCAGCAUCAAGGGCAGUUUGCAAAUAAUCAAGCCCCUGGUGCAGGUGGUCUUUCUGUUGCUUCUGUUGAUUUAUUGAGUCUGUGCCGUGAGGGUAAGGUUAAGGAAGUAAUUGAACACAUGGAGCAGGGGUUACGAGCUGAUGCUGAGUGUUUUAGCUUGCUUUUUAGUUUGUGUGGCAAUUCAAAAAAAAUUGAGGAUGCAAAGAAAGUGCACGAUUACUUCUUAAGGUCAACCUUUAGGAGCGAUCUUCUGUUGAACAAUCAGGUGCUUGACAUGUACUCAAAGUGUGGAAGUAUGACGGAUGCCCGGAGAGUUUUUGAUCAUAUGCCUGAUCGGAAUAUGGAUUCUUGGCACUUGAUGAUCAAUGGGUAUGCAGCGAACGGGCUGGGUGAUGAUGGGUUGGCUUUGUUUGAGCAGAUGAGGAAGUUGGGGUUACAGCCAAAUGGGGAAACUUUUCUUGCUGUUUUAGAGGCCUGUGCUAGUGCUGAAGCUAUUGAAGAGGGUUUCAUACAUUUUGAGUCUAUGAAGACUGAUUAUGGAAUUCCUCCUGGGAUCGAACAUUAUCUUGGGCUUCUUGGUGUACUUGGGAAGAUUGGACAUCUUGCUGAGGCAGAGGCUUUUAUUGAAACUCUCCCAUUUGAACCAACAGCUGUCAUUUGGGAAGCAUUGAUGAACUACGCCCGGACACAUGGGGAUAUUGACCUUGAAGACCGUGCUGAGGAAUUGUUGAUCAGUCUUGAUCCUUCAAAGGCUGUUGCCAAUAAGAUCCCCACUCCUCCACCAAAGAAGCAUUCUGCAAUUAAUAUGCUAAUUGGGAGGAACAGGAUUCUGGAGUUCCGUAAUCCUACCCUCUACAAGGAUGAUGAGAAGUUAAGGGCUGCGAUGAAAGAGCAAGCUUAUGUACCCGACACCAGGUACGUUCUUCAUGACAUUGACCAGGAGGCAAAGGAACAGGCACUACUUUACCAUAGUGAGCGUUUAGCAAUUGCAUAUGGUCUAAUUAGCACUCCUCCGAGGACUACUCUUAGGAUAAUCAAGAACCUACGAGUCUGUGGUGAUUGUCACAAUGCUAUCAAGAUCAUGUCCAGGAUAGUUGGGAGGGAAUUAAUUGUCAGAGACAACAAGCGAUUUCAUCAUUUUAAGGAUGGAAAAUGCUCUUGUAACGACUAUUGGUGAUUCUUCCAACGGUCAAAACAUGCAAUACAUGGUUUAAUGAUUAUUUCCCCAAGAUGACCAUGAAUGUCUCAAUGCCAUCGAGAUAUUGUCACCAAUAUCAGGUAGAACUUUUGUGCAGCGAGUAACAAUGACGUUAUUUCCUUGUUCAAGGGAUUGUAAGUUUCUUUGUGGAGCUUGUUGGCUCAGUUAUAAAAGUUUCAAACUUUUUCUGCCAGUUAACUACGAGUUUCACCUCCCAUAAGCAUUUUUAGCUUGUAAAAUGUCUACUAUUAAAACGUAAGAGUUAAUUAUACUGCUAUUAUACACUGAAUUCAUAUUUGCUACCAUUUUCAUGUGCUUAA